AUGAGCAUGGAAGCCGUCGGUGUACUGAUGAUGUCUCCGAUGAAUUCUUAUCUCGAAGAGGAAUUGGAUAAACGCUUCAAGCUUUUCCGCCUGUGGAACUUCCCUCAAAAGGACGACUUCUUGAAACAGAAUUCCGAUUUCAUCCACGCUAUUGUUGGAAACCCAUUCUUCGGUACCGAUCGAGAAUUGAUCGACUCGUUGCCGGUUUUGGAGAUCGUGUCGAGUUUCAGUGUCGGAUCAGACCAUGUAGAUUUGGCAUAUUGUAAGGAGAAAGGAAUUAGUGUUACAAAUACACCCGAUGUAUUAAACGAGGAUGUGGCUGACACAGCGAUUGGAUUGAUAUUAGCGACAUUGAGAGGGAUCUGUACGAAUCCAACACUCACUGGACUCAUCUUUCCUAUCCCUGUUGACCUCAGACAACCAACCUUGAUCAUGGAAACCAUCGGUGUACUGCUAACGACUCCGGUGUAUUCUUACCUCGAAGAAGAACUGGAUAGCCGCUUCAAGCUUUUCCGCAUCUGGAACUUCCCUCAAAAGGACGAGUUCUUGAAGGAGAACUCCGAUUUCAUCCGCGCCAUCGUCGGAACCCCCAAUUUUAGUGUCAACCGAGAAGUGAUCGACUCGUUGCCGGCUCUAGAGAUCAUAUCGAGUUUCAGUGUCGGAUUAGACCAUGUCGAUUUGGCGUAUUGUAAGGAGAAAGGAGUUAGUGUUACAAAUACACCGGAUGUAUUGACGGAGGAUGUCGCUGAUACAGCGAUUGGAUUGAUAUUAGCGACAUUGAGAGGGAUCUGUGAGUGCGAUCGGUAUGUUAGGGCUGGAUUGUGGAAAAAAGGUGACUUUAAAUUGACUACUAAGGUUAGAUUUCUUCAUCUCCUCUUAAAUUUUUUCAGUGAUCUCAUCUACGUAUAG
Molecule: messenger RNA, 909 nt
Organism: Lactuca saligna
Lineage: Eukaryota; Viridiplantae; Streptophyta; Magnoliopsida; Asterales; Asteraceae
Source: the annotation of a GenBank genome assembly